UGCAGCGAGGUUGCGCAGCUCUCCUCCAGCGCGUCUCGGUCCGGGAGGAGGAGAGUCUGGCCCUGAAGGCGGAUUUUGCAGUUCUACCUUUUGCACAUGUCCGAUGUCGUCAUUGGGAAACCACUACCGCUCUGCCUCGGAUCCUCCCGGAGGAGAGAUGGACGAGCAGAGCCUUGGAGUCCGGACUGAUACGGCCUCAUCAACAUUAAAGCAACUUAAUGGAGAAAACUAGAGGAGUCUCUUUAAGAUGACACGCACAGACCCGCCUGACAUACUGGUAUCAACUGUGCAUCAAGAUAUAAAAGUGGUCCCCAUUUCUUCACACUCCAAGCCCCUAAGAUCCUCCAAACAAUGUGAUUCCAGAAAUUACAGCACACUGGAGGACAGAAAGAGCAAAGUUAACAAGAGGCACUGCCGAACCUUUGACUAUAGGUCAUUGGAGUACCCAAAACCCAACAAAUACACGAUGGAGUCCCCUUACAGGAAGGCCGAUAGGCAUGCAGCCAACCCAGACGUGGCCUGGAACGCCUUGGGCCGCCAGCAGAGAUAUCGUUUUUCUGCUCCGGACAUUUUCAGCCAUAGGGUAACCCCUCAACCCUUGGUUGCAGAAAUGGCCAGUGAGGUCGUUGUCCAAGAACAAAAAAGAAGGACCAGGUCAAAAAGUGCCCCUCGGGUCCAGACAAGCCUCACUCCAGUGUCUUUUGAAGGGUCGUCCUCUUCAGGAAGGAAGGGAAGGGAGUCCCAAAGGGCUUCGAGAGACUCUCGCUGGAGACCAGAAGUAUCACCGCGUAGGGAAUCAUCCUAUGCAGCAACAAGGGCUCACAUGCAUGAAGUCCAUCCUCUAAAGUUGCAGCCUCAAGUCAGUGACAGCAGUAAAUAUUCAUCUCACUAUGCGGCUGAUCAUUCAGAGGAUGGCGGGCUGGAUAAACCAGCAACCAGUCCUCAUGUCAGGUGUCGGGUGGACAUCAAACCUGAUGACGCAGCAGUACAUCACUCAAGACAUAAACAGGUCACAGCUCAUGUGGACAUACCAUGGCAGAGACAGCACAGCGGGGGCAGCAGGAGUCUAACUGUGCCACGCCAUUUCUCCUACUCCAGAACACCAACUCCCACAGAUUCUUUGGGUACAGAGAGUCGGCAAGCUUACCAAUACUCCCGCAGCAUGCCAAAUAGCUACCUACAACCCAUGGAGAUCCCUUUGCAAAGAAUGCCUUCUUCAUCCGGUGAAUACUAUGGAAGGGAACGCAGAGCUCACUCCAGUCCUAAUGUGCCAACUAAGUUCUUUUAUGCAGAUGACCCCGGGAGGUACGUCACUACUGCUCCUCCUCAGCCAAGUUCUUAUCUUCAUGAUGAACGUUACACACCAGGACAAGCAUAUACCCCAAAAGUGCAAUAUGUGCAAGAUCCAAGGACUCGAAUGGUGCAUGCUGUAGCUACAAGACCCUAUUACCCUGAGAUGGAGACGUAUCCAUACUCUGUGCAGGCAGGGUAUCCCAAACCCUAUGCAGCCAAUGAGCCAGGGCCGUACAUCAUACAGACACCUCCAACAAGGAUAUUUUACGGGGAUGAUCCAAGGUCUUAUCAAGUCCAAACUGCUCCGCCACGGUUUUACUAUUCCAGCGACAUGUAUGCAAUGCCACCAGAGCAUCACAUCCCAGCAAGGGCUUACUACACAGAAGGACGAAGACACGCCAGAGUCGUUCAGCCGCAGUCGGACGACUGGUACGGCUCAGAAGCAUCUGGUUACUCCACCAAUCCAGCCUCUUAUGUAUCUCAAGUCACUCCAACCAGAGUCCGUCAGGAUCCCGCCUUGACCCCCUGGUAUGCCAGUCCAUGUGUAGAACCUCAAAGAAUCGGUGCAGAAUCCAAGUCUUACUCCAGGUCCUGGGACAAUAUUCUGAACUCUCGUGUGGAGAGGGAGCAGCCUCUUCCUGUGCAGCGGGGUCAGAGCUACGACGAUCUCCUCGAGUCCAGGAAGCAUGCAGGGGCCAAAAGUGACAAACCACAACCUGUGGUGGUCAAUCUCUCCAGUUCGCCAAGACGCUACGCAGCCUUAUCGAUGUCUGAUAACUCCCUGAUUGACAAAAGCCCGACGGAGGCUUCAAAGAGCCCCACGAGUAAACUCUGGUUCGUCACUCCGGAGAUAACGAUCACUGAUAACGACAUGCGACCAGGGAAACUUAACAAAGCUGAAGGACGAUCUGCCAGUUGGGAUGUUCUCGACUCCAGAAGCACUGAGGGUCUAGAAGCGUCUCACCAUGACUUCCAAAGCGUGACCAAAGAGAAGACACAUGACAACGCCUCACUUCAGCAGAGCCUUGAACAACUCGAUGAGCUUCUAGCAGAUCUGGUGACGGAUUACAAGCCGCCCAGCAGACGGGCGAGUGAGGACAUCCUGGAUCAACUGAAGAAGUUAAUCGAUGAAGAAGAGGCAGUGUCCCUGUCAAGAAAGAGCUCAAGGGCCGGCACAGAGGAACCUCCUCCUCUGGACAAGCAGCCGACCUCAAUCAGAAUGAACCCCGACGCUUACCGAGACAUGGACGCAGCUAGUGAUGCCAUGAAGAGCGCAGACGAGUGUUCGCCGGAUCAGAGCCCCGAUGAGGACGACACAAUGAUGUGCUCAAACAACAAAUGCCGGAGGACAGAGACCCUGUUCAACGCCUGCCUGUACUUCAAAUCCUGCCACAGCUGCUACACCUACUACUGCUCCCGAAACUGUCGCAGGGAGGACUGGGACAUUCAUAAAGAAAGCUGCCUGUAUGGAAGAAUUGGCAGCACAUGCCGUCACAUCAUCAAACACUGCCGGGAGACUGUUGAAGUCCACAAAGCCUUCUCCCGUAUCGCCAAAGUCGGCUACCUUUCUCGAGGUCGAGGAGUUCUCUUCCUUGGAUUUCCAAACCCUGCGUCAUCCAGCAGCUUCCUGCAGUACGGCCUGGAUAGUCUACCCAUGUCUCCCACGUACCUGUCCCUCCGAGAGCUCGAAAGCUUCAGGGACAAUCUAGGAGAGUACUGCAAGGAGCUGCAGGAAGCCGGUAAAGAGUACGACCCCAACGAAUGUUUCAUCCUGAAUGUAUCCAUCGCUGUCGGUGACCAACUCCCCGACGGGCCAUCGCCAAGGAACCAAGCUCCAACUGUGAGGAAAUAUGCAAAGGUGGCCCUUGCUUCCUUCAGCCCUGAGAGAAAGGUUCAAAAGAAAGAGACCGACAUGGAGACGCUGAUCCUCACUCCACCUCCAGGAACAGCAGACAUCGACAAAGAGGGCGAGGAGGGCAGGAAGGCCCGGGAGAUCUGCUUCAUCAACAUACAACGGGAGUUAAGGAUUCGAGGGGUUUUCCUACGCCACGAGUACCCACAGGUGUACCAGCAGCUCUGUGAGUUUGUGGAAUGUAACAGGAGGUUCACACCCACGACUAUUUAUCCCAUCGAUAAGAGGACCGGUAAACAGUUUAUGUGCAUGAUUAUGGCUGCCUCAGAGCCCAGGACUUUGGACUGGGUUGGCACCCCUCAUCUCCUCGAUGACAUUAUUUAAGUGCACCUUUGGUUGUAAAUAUAUAUGUAUAGAAAUACAUAUAUAUUGUUACACAUAUUUAUAUAUCAAUCCAAUUACAAACAUUUGUAGAUAAGUAUUUUGUUAUCAAAAUGAUAUAUAUUCAUGUGUGCUUGGUCAGUAUUAUUCUUUUUCAGAAUAUCUCCUGUCAGGUGCAGAAUGAGUACAGUGCAUUUUUUAUUUCAGUCUUUUUACCAAGUACAGUUUUUUUAUCCAACACGACUCAUUAACCUGCUCGCUCGCUCGCUCCAUCAACACCUUCCUCUGAUGGAGACGACUUCGGACGACAUCCUGGGAUUCUUUUGUAAUUAUUAGCGAUGACUCUGACUUUAGUCUCUUUAAAUUAGAAAGUUCAUCUGUAAGUGACAACAUGAGUAUUUUCAUGUGACGUUAACGGUAUAUCAGGCAGAAACUAUUAAACGUUAUUUUCUUAGCUACUUAAAUACUUUCUAUGCAAAGUUGCUUCAUCAGUUAAGUACCACAUUCCUGUAGAAGGGGUUGUAUCUGUUAUAUAUUAUAAAACAAACUAUAUGACGUAACAUUAUAUUAAAUGAUAAAUUAUUUAUUAUUGCAUCUGUUAUAAAGGUUAUGUUGAAAUUGAGAUGAAAUGAUGGCAACGUGAAUCCUCACCAUAAGAAGGAGACAGACGGUCGAGCGUUAAAAAAAGGCACGACCCUGAACGUAGGCGUGAGGAGAGAGCAUUAAUGUUUCCUAUGGCGGUCUGACGGCAGGCUCUAAGAUGAUCAGAGCGCUGCUGGAUUUUAAAGCGGCGUCCGUAAAGGAUGCCGACAUGGUGCCGGUUAGCAGCCACACACACGGUGCUGGCCUGAACUGUUCAGUUAUAAACACUGUGAAUAGUGAGAGUUAUCUACUACCAGAAUAAAACUUGGGAUAAAACCAAGAAUCAUGCAAUUUCCUAUAACACUGAAGUGGAUGAGUUGUAUUUUUAGAUAUAUUUACGGAUAAAAUAUAUGAAUUAGCAGCAGGAGUUAUGUCUAUAGAAGAGGUGAGCCAGGUUUGGCACAGUAGCUACAUGGUACAUAAAUGCUUGGAGAAGACGUUAGUUGUGUAUUUGUGCUGCACUAGGUUUACUACAUGUGUGAUUUAUAUUGUCCCCUUUGGUUUUAGUAAAUCAUAACCUUUGCAUUGCUCAUUGGUUGCUUAGCCGUGUCAUCCCUCCAGAAACUUAUCUCGGUUUCGUUUGUUCCUGAACCCUGAAUCUCCCUCCAGCACACCGAUGAAUAAACUCAAAGUCUCCGCUUUAAAGAAUCAAAGUAAAGCUGAAACUUUCUGAAACCCAAAUAUAAAAACACAAUAUUUAAACAUGUUUGAUUUGAUAAAGACUCAACAUAUCUGGAGGACAUGAAGGAGCGUUAGUCGAUCAGUAAAUCCUGUUUCUUUUGAUUCAUUCCGACUCCCACGUCAUUGAUGCAGCAGCUUGGUUUCUGGCCAAACACAUCAAAUAUGAAGUCAUAGGUUCCUCUUUAGUAACAUCUACAGGCCAGGCUCUGGUGUGACAGGCAGUUAGCGAUGAAGGACUUCCAUGUGUUGCCUUUGUUUCAAAGAGAGAUUGGAGUUGGAGUUAACAGAUGUUAUCAGAGAGAGAUUGUUGGCUGUGCUUGUAUGCCGAUGAUUCUUUACUGAACCGAUUAAAACGAAACUGUGGCUAGAGGAGAGCUGAAAGGUUCUGAGGCCUCUUAGCUCUGCACACCGGCUGUUUACCUGCAAACAUCCAAAGCCCCAUUGGAUGCAGGUAAAGGGUUAGACUUGAACAGCAUGCAGGAAUUAAAAAACAACCUUAAUCCAGUCCUGCGCCUCUUGUGACGCUAGACAAGUAAAAAGAAACUUUGGACUUUGAUGAAACACACCUGAGUUUAAUCUCCUGUGAACUUAAAUACCAGUGUAAACUUCCUGUUAGAGCUUGACCUCAGUUAAAGGAACAAUAUGUUGGUACGCAAGUUAUGUCAGACAUGUCACAUAAGAUUUGUAAUGUGUGUUAGCAUCAUUAGCGAAAACUAACCAGAAGCGUUUUUCGACCAGAGGAACUUUACCCCGAAACUCUUUGUCGAAAUGCACUUCAGAUAACAGAAAUGGAUCGAUGAGUUGUCAGAAACACUUCUGUUAAUGGAAAUAAAAAGCAACAAUGGAGGAAAACAGUGUCUGAAAACUAACGUUGAUAAAAUAAACACGUUGCUUCACAAAAAAAACAUCAACGGAAAAAAGUAACUGUAUUGACUACAAAACAAAGUAAUAUAAACAUUUUUGUUUAUGUCAUCUGCCGAGUAUUCCUGAUGGAUAUUAAAUCUAUCUCACUGUUCGUUCUAUAAGGUGUGACUGUUUAGCACCAGCAGAGGGCAGCACAUGACGUCAUACAGCUGUUUCCAUCCAUCCGUGUCUGUUAGCAUGACAGUGAUGAUAACAGUUCAGAGAUAAAACUGAGACUAACGCUAUAAUUAAUAAAACUGAACUCCGCUAACAAAGCAUCGUGGAAACAUAUCUAAAUGAAACUAACGUGAAAACACAAAGUUAACACAUACUAAUGAAAUAUAUAAAACUAUAACCUGAGAGAGCGGCGUAACAUGCGUGAAAGUUUAUAUGCUUAUCUAAACCCUAACAGUGAUCCUUUUUUAAACUAACAAAGUAGUUUCAAUGUCGAAACUCAAAAAAACUCUUAACGUUUAAGAUUUUAUAAACGGAAGUCUGAAAGUAGUUGAAAGUAAAAUGUUUGUCAGCGAACAUUUAAAUCGAACAGGAUGUCGCAUAUUAUUUUAGGCCAUUUUUGUUUUACUCCCUGUCUGCAGAGUGUACCACACGGAGGUGUAAUGAUGGAGCAAAGUCGCCCUCAGAGGUAUAAUCAGAGGCGUGAUGGAGGAAAAGGUGGUGUAACAUCGCUGUGUGUUGGUGCAUAUCUGUUGCAUGUCCACAAACCUGUAAUGCGACAUACAAUCGCACACUGGGAAACCAAUAUUCUAAACUUUCGGGGUACACUAUGUAAGCACAAAGGCAUAAUGAGCUUUGCAGGAUUGUAGUGCGUACAAGGUUUUAGCUGAGCGGUUUAAGGCCCCUUUAGGAGUCCCUACGUAGUCGCGAUCUGAAGUUUAGGGCCACAAACCAAGCUGCCGUCCUCGACCCGUGAGGAGAACCCCCGUGUUGGUUUCCUCCCUGAUAUCUACAUAUUUCUUCCCGUCAGUCGUCCCCUCUGAUUUCAGCUUCCCUCAGUUUGUCAGACAGAGGAGGAGAAACCGGAAGCACACAAGACUGACGGACGGUGCUGUACAGAUUCAGUAAAGAGUUGCUGGCUGCAUGUGUUUUCUAUGAUCUCAGUUUAACAUGAUUAUAGUAACUUGCUUGAUGAAUGGAUUCGUGAAAGUGAUCUACUAUGCUGUGUAAGAAAAAAAAAGUGAAUUUUCCAUUUUUGUCAGUCAUUGGAGAUAAAAUAACGUCGAAGAAGAGACCUCACUGAAA
Notolabrus celidotus (New Zealand spotty) is the source of this 7012-nucleotide messenger RNA. RefSeq names its product apical junction component 1 homolog (gene ajm1). The record is from RefSeq and is a predicted model, not a curated record. Gene Ontology annotation, biological process: cell-cell junction organization. NCBI's taxonomy places the organism in Eukaryota, Metazoa, Chordata, Actinopteri, Labriformes, Labridae. The coding region runs from base 248 to 3529 and encodes 1093 amino acids. Gene Ontology annotation, cellular component: plasma membrane; apical junction complex. The transcript has 2 exons.